Messenger RNA from Cuculus canorus (common cuckoo), 608 nucleotides. It is a transcript of the gene SUMO1, whose product is annotated as small ubiquitin like modifier 1. The transcript has 5 exons. The record is from RefSeq and is a predicted model, not a curated record. Gene Ontology annotation, biological process: protein sumoylation. Bases 137 to 442 code for a protein of 101 amino acids. Gene Ontology annotation, molecular function: ubiquitin-like protein ligase binding; protein tag activity. Gene Ontology annotation, cellular component: nucleus; PML body. NCBI's taxonomy places the organism in Eukaryota, Metazoa, Chordata, Aves, Cuculiformes, Cuculidae.
CGGGGCCGGCGGGCGGAAGUGCGCGCAGACGCACCGGAAGUCCCGCCCGCGCCGUGGCCUGUGUUUGCGCUGCGGGCAGAGAAAGGAGCGCAGCGCCGCCGGGCCCAGCUGAGCCUGCACGCAACGGGGCCGAGCCAUGUCGGACCAGGAAGCAAAACCUUCAGCUGAGGACUUAGGAGAUAAGAAAGAAGGAGAAUACAUUAAACUCAAAGUCAUCGGGCAGGACAGCAGUGAAAUUCACUUCAAGGUGAAAAUGACAACGCACCUCAAGAAACUCAAAGAAUCAUACUGUCAGAGACAGGGUGUUCCAAUGAAUUCACUCAGGUUCCUCUUCGAGGGUCAGAGAAUUACUGAUAAUCAUACCCCCAAGGAGCUGGGGAUGGAGGAGGAAGAUGUGAUUGAAGUUUAUCAGGAACAGACGGGGGGUCACUCAACAGUCUAGAUCCUUCUGUUUGUUUUCUUCCCCCUUAAUCCUUUUUUAUUUUUAAAUAAUAGUUCUUUUGUAAUGUGGUGUUCAACACUGAAUUGAAACUGGCACCCCAUCUCUGGGAUUUUAUUUUCAAACGUCUGGUAUUUUGACUUCUCGUGCUCAUUAUACACUAUUGUUU